Messenger RNA from Staurois parvus, 858 nucleotides. NCBI's taxonomy places the organism in Eukaryota, Metazoa, Chordata, Amphibia, Anura, Ranidae. The record is from the annotation of a GenBank genome assembly.
AUGUUUUUCAGUAUUUAUAUUGUGACGUUACUUGGAAAUGCAUGUAUUAUUUUUGCUUAUCACCACAGCUCCAUCCUCCACACUCCUAUGUACUUCUUCCUGGCAAACUUCUCUUUCCUGGACAUAUGUUACAUCUCCACCACUGUCCCCAACAUGUUGUCCAACUUUCUUCAUGGGCACAAUACCAUAUCCUUUCACGGAUGUGUUGUACAGUUGUACUUUCUGAUGUUACUGGGCAGUACAGAGUGUUAUAUUCUAGCAGCAAUGGCCUAUGACCGCUAUAAUGCCAUAUGCCGUCCACUUCUGUACACUGUUAUUAUGAAUAAAGUUUCAUGUACAAACUAUGUGUUUGGGUCAUGGAUUAUCGGAAUAGUUAACUCAGUUAUACACACCACCCUUACCUUCACCUUACCAUUCUGUGCUUCCACCAAAAUUAAUUACUUUUUUUGUGAUAUCCCUCCAUUGCUCAGCUUGGUUGAAGUGGACACCAGGAUCAAUGAACUUUCCACUUUUAUUAUUGGUGGAGUUGUCACCAUGGGCUCUCUUCUGCUGACUAUAAUCUCGUACUCAAUGAUUAUCUCCACCAUAGUGAAGAUCCAUUCAAGCUCCGGACAAAUGAAAGCAUUCUCCACCUGUGUGUCUCAUUUUACUGUUGUCACAAUAUUUUAUGGUUCUGGAAUUUUUAUAUAUCUGAAACCAAAAUCAAAUUAUAUCAUGGACUACGACCGACUGGUGGCCGUCAUGUACACCGUCAUUGCACCACUACUCAACCCUUUUAUAUACAGUCUCAGGAAUAAUGAUGUUAAGGUGGCAGUUAGGAGGUUAGUUUGCGAGAGAUUAGCUGCUGGGAAGUCCUGA